Molecule: messenger RNA, 1760 nt
Organism: Anopheles cruzii
Lineage: Eukaryota; Metazoa; Arthropoda; Insecta; Diptera; Culicidae
Product: probable cytochrome P450 28a5
Exons: 4
Coding region: 17-1531 (504 amino acids)
Molecular function (GO): oxidoreductase activity, acting on paired donors, with incorporation or reduction of molecular oxygen; monooxygenase activity; heme binding
Source: RefSeq, a predicted model, not a curated record
GCUAUCGCAAUCAAAUAUGAUUCUACUUUUGCUCGGUAUUAUUGCCAGCCUAGCAGCUUUGGUGUACCUAUUUUUGUCGUGGAAUUUCGGUUAUUGGGAAAAGUAUGGCGUGAAAGGACUCAAACCGAAACUAUUAUACGGUAACAUACCAUAUCUGUUAACCCACAAACGACAUAUAGUGUAUAACUAUGAUCAAAUAUACAACGAGCAUAAGGAUGAACCUGUUAUCGGUUACUACAGUAUUCGCACACCACAGCUAAUGGUUAAUGAUCCGGAGCUGAUCAAAGAGGUGCUCAGCAAAAGUUUCCACGACUUUGCGGCCAACGAUUUUUCUGAUGCUGUUGAUGAAAAGUCUGAUCCCCUGAUGGCACGGAAUCCAUUCAGCUCGAGCGGCGAGAAAUGGAAAACCCGACGAUCAGAAAUUACGCCCGCCUUCACCAACAAUCGGAUUAAAGCACUCGUUCAUCUCAUGGAUGAGGUUUGCCAGCGGAUGACGAAACAUGUGCACAGUGAAAGUGAUCGAAUCACCGGGGUUGCCACAUUGGACACCAAAGAGCUUACAAAUAAAUACACUACGGACGUUGUGGCCAGCUGCAUAUUUGCUAUCAACGGCCAAUCGUUCGAGAAGGAAAAAUCAGAAAUUCGCGAGAUGGGCAAGCGCAUUAUGAACUUUAACUUUGUUGCCCAGCUGGCUCUCCUGGUAGCAGCGUUCUGUCCGUCGGUUACUCGCUUCUACAAGUUCACUUUCAUCCCGAAGACUACGGAAGAAUUCUUCAUCCGCAUUAUGCGAGAUGCGAUUCGCUAUCGGAGAGAAAAUAAAGUAAACCGAACGGACUAUCUGGAUCAUCUUCUACAACUGCAGGACCGGAAGCAGCUCACCGACAUCGACAUGGCGGGACACGGUGUAUCAUUUUUCCUGGAUGGCGUAGAAACGUCUAGCUUCGUACUGACCUACUGUCUGUAUGAUUUGGCGUCCAAUCCGCACAUACAGGACACACUGCGAGCCGAAAUACGUUCGAUCAAGCAGACCAAACAAGACAAUAUUUCGUAUGAGAGUUUGAUGGAAAUGACAAUGCUGGAGCAGAUCGUUUGCGAAUCGCUCCGCAUGCAUCCCUUAAUUUCCGUACUUCGUAAACGAUGCACCGCCGACACCACGUUGAUUGGACCCAAGGAUCGCAAAAUAGUGGUAAAAAAAGGCACGACGGUCGUUUUGCCGUACUAUUCGAUCAGUUUCGAUCCAAAAUAUUACGAUGAUCCGCAUCGGUACAAUCCGGAACGGUUUUCUCCGGCCAAUGGAGGCAGCAAGGCAUACCGCGAGCGUGGCGUCUACUUUCCAUUUGGAGACGGUCCCCGAAUGUGCCUUGGCAUGCGGUUUGCACAAGCGCAGAUUAAACGGGCAAUCGUUGAAAUUAUUGAGAAUUUCCAAUUGACAGUAAACCGGAAAACACAAGAACCGUUUGAGAUGGACCCAAAAAUGUUCAUACUUAUGCCAAAAGGAAGCAUUUGGCUCGAUUAUAAACCCAUUCCUUAGGUUUGAAAUUGGCUUAAAUUUUAUGAAUUAAAACCGGUAUGCAAGUCAUUCGGUAAUAGCCGUAUUUUUAAGAGUUUUUUUACAUUACAACGAACGUUCAGAGAGAAACAUAGAAUUUUAUUUCAAACCUUAGGUUUAACCAAGUUCAGCCACUCGACUCACAGUCGAGUAAAUCAACACAAACGAAUGAGUAAAUUAGAAACAUAAAUAAGAAUAAAAAAAAUCUUUG